AAAUACAAAAGCAGCUGGGAAGCGGCGGCCGGGCGAGUUCCCAGCGGCGGACAGAGCCCCGCAGCGCCCGGCGGCCGCCAUGGGGCCGAGACGCCCGAAGCCCCGGAGCCAAGCAGCGGCGGCUGCCCGGCCCACCUCGCCGCCGGGACCCGGGCGCCCGUGCUUGGCUUGAAGCGGCGGCACCGGCACGGCCGCAGGAGCAUGGGCAGGAGGAUGCGGGGCGCCGCCGCCACCGCGGGGCUCUGGCUGCUGGCGCUGGGCUCGCUGCUGGCGCUGUGGGGCGGGCUCCUGCCGCCGCGGACCGAACCGCCGGCCUCCCGACCCCCGGAGGACCGAGUCCCGCGGCUCCCAGGCGGGAGCGGAGCCCGGGCACCGGCGCCGCGCUUUCCUCUGCCCCCGCCCCUGGCGUGGGACGCCCGCAGCGGCUCCCUGAAAACUUUCCGGGCGCUGCUCACCUUGGCUGCCGGCGCUGACGCCCCGCCCCGGGGGCCCGCGGGCGAGCGCUGGCGGCACGUGCCAGCCGGAUGGUCCGGACCGGAGGAGAGGGCUGCGGUGCACGGGGGCGUCUUCUGGAGCCGGGGACUGGAAGAGCAGGUGCCCCGAGGGUUUUCCGAGGCCCAGGCGGCGGCGUGGCUGGAGGUAGCUCGCGGUGCCCGGGUGGUGGCCCUGGAGCGCGGGGGUUGUGGGCGCAGCUCCAACCGACUGGCACGCUUUGCCGACGGCACCCGCGCCUGCGUGCGCUACGGCAUCAACCCCGAGCAGAUCCAGGGCGAGGCCCUGUCCUACUACCUGGCGCGCCUGCUGGGCCUCCAGCGCCACGUGCCGCCGCUGGCGCUAGCCCGGGUGGAGGCGCGGGGCGCGCAAUGGGCGCAGGUGCAAGAGGAGCUGCGCGCCGCUCACUGGACUGAGGGCAGCGUAGUGAGCCUGACGCGCUGGCUGCCCAACCUCACGGACGUGGUGGUGCCCGCGCCCUGGCGCUCUCAGGACGGCCGUCUGCGACCCCUGCGCGGCGCUGGGGGCGAGCUGGCCAACCUCAGCCAGGCGGAGCUGGUGGACCUGGUGCAGUGGACCGACUUGAUCCUCUUCGACUACCUGACGGCCAACUUCGACAGGCUCGUAAGCAACCUCUUCAGCCUGCAGUGGGACCCACGCGUCAUGCAGCGCGCUACGAGCAACCUGCACCGCGGCCCCGGUGGGGCGCUGGUCUUUCUGGACAACGAGGCGGGCUUGGUGCACGGCUACCGGGUGGCAGGCAUGUGGGACAAGUAUAACGAGCCGCUGUUACAGUCGGUGUGCGUGUUCCGCGAGCGGACCGCUCGGCGAGUGCUGGAGCUGCACCGCGGGCAGGACGCAGCGGCCCGGCUGCUGCGCCUCUACCGGCACCACGAGCCUCGCUUCCCUGAGCUGGCUGCACUCGCCGAUCCCCACGCUCAGCUGCUGCAGCGCCGCCUCGACUUCCUCGCUAAGCAUAUUUUGCACUGUAAGGCCAAAUACGGCCGGCAGCCAGAGACUUAG
Molecule: messenger RNA, 1515 nt
Organism: Ochotona curzoniae (black-lipped pika)
Lineage: Eukaryota; Metazoa; Chordata; Mammalia; Lagomorpha; Ochotonidae
Gene: FJX1
Product: four-jointed box kinase 1
Exons: 1
Coding region: 202-1515 (437 amino acids)
Biological process (GO): cell-cell signaling
Source: RefSeq, a predicted model, not a curated record